UAGAUUUGUCAUAUGCUUCUGAGUUUUCAGAAUCAGACGGCGACGUUGUGAGACGUGCAGAUUUCCACUGUCGGAAGGACAAGCCUCAUUUACAGCAAAUCAAAUUUGUGAUGAAAUUGGGAACGUGUUCGUUGUUGCACACCUAAGGCUUUAUCAUGUGUUUCCUGAUAACGCCCGCAUGUCUGCCCUGUUCUUUUCCACUGUUUGCUCAAUUGGUUUGUGGAAAUUUUUUUCCGAGCGCAGCAGGCAGGUGAACCUUGUACAGAGUCAGGCAACGAGAAGGGCACGUGUCAGCCUGCGUGAGGGAGCAGAUGAGGUGUGCUCACGGUUGAGUCCCCUAAUGAACUGAAGGGGCAGCUUUGCAUAAUCUGGCGGCGCCGAAAGAGUAUUCAGUCGGAGCGUGAACGAACUUCUCAUAAGCUUUGGAAGAGAAGUAAAACUCAGAUGUCAGUCAGGAAUUCCCUUGUUAUCUGAGGUGCCGGGUUUCCUGUGUGCGUCAAUAUUUUUACUUUAUUUUCCACUAAUUCCUGUCCCAGCAACACGAGGACUCAAAUUACAAUGAGGUUUUUUUCAAUCGCAUGUGACCAUUGAUCAGUCAUUUUAUGGAAACGUACAUAUUGUUACGUAGUAAUAUACAGAAAGGGAAGUCCUAAAUUUAACAUUUUGUGAAACCUCUUGUUUAGCUUUUGCUGUAUGCUGAUAAAUUAUUCCAAACGUACCUUUCACUUUAAUUCUUCCACUGAGAAAGACUCUUCCAAAGAUUCCCACAUUGAAACAGAUAUUGAUUUAAAAAUGUCUAUAUGUACACUAACUAUUCAGCUUUCGCAAAGCGGCGGAUCCAUAUUUUUAUUUAUUUUUGUUUCAUACUAUCCCACCGGCAUGCCAACCCUCUAGGGGACACGAAUGCAUAAUAACUGCCCUUUGAAAUGAACAGAAGAGAAUUCAAUGAAUCCUGCCGCCUCGCUUCCUCAGUUCUGUCCCCCCCCCCGGCUUGCAGGACCAUAAAUGUCCAUCCAGCGCUCGGCAUAAUAAUCGCCUGUGUAUGUAUUCUCACUCCAGAUAAUCUGUCACCUGAUAAAUUGUUGCAAGAAACUUGGGAUGCGGUCCGGAGGGGUAAAAUUUAGUUUUCAAAAACUGACUCAACCAAGGGUUGUUGUUGUUUUUUUUUUCACGGAAAGAAGGACUUCCCCAUUCUACAUUUCUUUCCCCUGCCGGUCUAUUUUUUUUCAAGCAUGACUUCAGCUGGCACUGCAGGAUGUAGUAGGUGUGUGACUGAAUGAGAGAAUUUUAAGGGAAUGAAGUAAAUAGUGCCACUUCCUUGAUCGCUGGCGAUAAGAACAUGCUUGGGCAGUCUGGUGGGAAUCAGAGACCGAGUGGGUGUCUUUGUUACUGGGCUGAAUCCAAUCCUCUCCCUGUUUUGUUGGCAGAUCACGUCAGUUUGACUCUGUGUUUGAGAUCCUUUUGUGAGUUGCGUUAGGCCUCGCACCAGUGACGUCAGCAGUAGUGGCCCUUCACGGACAGCAGAGUACAAGGACUGGAGGGAAGACAACAGAAGCCAACAGCUGAUAAGUAGGAUCAUCCUUUUUCUGGUAGCUGUCAUAUGCUUGUUGGACGUUGAACGCAGAGGAUCUUGGAAAAUAAACCUGAUGCCACUGGAUAAGUGGCCAAGAUAAAAAAGAAACACGCGAGGGAGGAGAUUUUAGUUUUCUUUGUGGAUCGCCGGAUUGGCCGAGCGUCCUGGAUCUUCGGAGUCGCGGUGCCUCUCUCAGAGCCAACACGGCGGGCAAUUGCAUGAGUCGAUCGCUGGUCAUGGGGCAGAAACUGUCCGGCGGCAUGAAGCAGAUCGCCCGGGAGCCCUCGCACAAGAUCACACAGCGAGAACUGGUCUACAGUGGCGAUCUGGUCAAGCCCAAUCGCCUGGACACACUGCUGGACAUGCCUCCAGCCGACAAGGAGAUGCAGUAUAAGUACGCUUGGAAUGAGGAGGACCGGUCGCUCAACAUCUUUGUCAAGGAGGACGACCCUUUCACUUUCCACCGCCACCCGGUGGCCCAAAGCACGGACUGUAUACGGGGGAAGGUUGGUUUCAACCGGGGACUCCACGUCUUUGAAGUAUUCUGGAACUCAAGGCAGCGUGGCACCCAUGCCGUGGUGGGUGUUGCCACAGCCAGCGCCCCGCUCCACUGUGUCGGGUACCAGUCGCUGGUGGGCAGCAACGCCGAGUCGUGGGGCUGGGACAUCUGCCGGAAGAAGGCGUUCCACGACGCCAAGCACAAAUCGGGCACGCCCUACCCGCUGCUGCCCAACGCAGACAAUUACCCCGUCCCGGACAAGUUUCUCAUGGUAUUGGACAUGGACGAGGGCACGUUAAGUUUCAUUGCCGACGGACAGUUUCUCGGUGUGGCAUUCCGCGGCCUCAAAGGCAAGAGACUUUUUCCCAUCGUCAGUGCCGUGUGGGGACACUGUGAAAUUUCAGUCAAAUAUCUCGGGGGCCUUGAACCCUCUCCUCUUCCUCUCCAAGACCUGUGCAGGCGAGGAAUCCGCGUUUCUGUUGGCAAGGAACAUCUAGAAGACAUCUACCAGCUACCAUUGCCCACGAUGAUGAAACGGUACAUCCUCUACCAAUGAACUCAGUUUCCAAAGAGCCCCCCCACCCCCAACACCACCACCAACAGAGGAACGACGUGGUCACAUUUCAUCUGAGCUCCCACUGAGAGGUUUUUCUUUUUCAUCGUCGGCGAGACAAAGAGAAGUAAGACGAGAGUAGGGAAGAUUCCUGCCUGCCUUGCCUGGAGAUGCGUAACAAUGAGCCUGCUGCUACGGGCUGGAGUCAAUUUGUUUUUAUUUUUCAAAGAUGAACUCGGCGAAAAGAGAUGGGCAAGUGAUGAUAAUGAUGCUGCCGUGCCAGAAAGUUUCCCAGCUGAGCAACAUAAUUUGGGACGUGGCAAGGAACUGAUAAAAAGCUGAGGGGCCAUGUUGCAAGCAUGAAUAAGUGCAGUUCUGUUGCGGGGGAGGAAAGGAUGAUGGGUUUGAGGUCUUGAGCCUUGAGAAUCUUGAGUUCUGCUUUUUUGAGAAGAGAGUUGAUUCCUCCUGGACAUGGGGAGGGCUUGUGGGUCCAGGAGAUUUUUGCAUUAAGUGCUGUUCUUGGGGCACCAUUGUCAUGGUGAGGGCCUCAAGAGAUGUGGUCCCUCCAGGAGGGAUGAAGCCCUCAGCCAGCCUCUUGUGGGAUGUCGUCCCUUUUCUGAACCCCCUCCCCCAAGAAUGGAUCAUGCCAAUAAAACUGUUUCCCUGAACACUUGCUUCUACCUUCCUCAGGGAAUGGACAGGUGCAUUUUUGCAUCUGGGGGGAGUACAGUGUUUCCCAUGAAAAGAAGAUCUUCUCCCAUCGUUCAAAUUAAAGAAUGAGCAAUUUGGAAAUGCUGAUUGGGGAUUUGACGGGGAAUUUUUUUUUUCCGCUGGGUGGGUCCAAGAACCAUUGAUCUAUGAUUCCUGAUCGGGUCUGUAAAUGCUGCUAUUUGACUUGUGGCACUUAAACAUUUACUGAUGUAUGGGACGACAGCCGAGAUACAUGUAAAACCCAUUUCUUAACCAUUCUGCUUCCACCAAAAGUGCAUUUGUCAAACCUUGAGGUACGUUUUUUACACGUUUGCCUUUGUAGACAGACAGGGUGUGAGAUUUUUUGACCAAUUUCUAAUUUUGUGAACAAACAUUGGCGUGAGGGUGACUUGCAGAAGCCACACUAAAAAGACUUUUUUUACCAACUUGACCAUUUGCCCCACACUUCCCAGAAUCAAGCCAUCCUUUUGCAGACCAAGACGUUGCCUUCUAACGACUUUUACCCAACCAAUAAAAAGAAAUCCCUUGAUCCACUGCAACAGUGAAAAGACUUCCGUAAAAAUCACAUGAAACCCUUUAUAUUACAGCAGGAUAGAACCUACAGACCACCAUAUACAUGUAAUGAGAUCAGUACUGCUUAACAUCUGUACAUUUAAAACUGGAAAAUACCGUAGCCUCGAGAUGUCUGUUACGUUUCUCCAGCAUUGGAAUGAUUUUAAUACUUACAGUAAUGUGACUCCAUAUUAAGCAUGUUUUUUUCCAAAGAGGGAACCACCCAUGUCCACCUGCACAUAGUAUUUCCCAUCAGCCAUUAAUUUCCACAGAAAACUAUUCCCUUAUACUGUAGCUGCUUAUUUGUUUAUUUUACACGACGUGUUUUAAUGUGUUUUUUAAUGUGCGUUUACUGGUCUGUGUCAAACACAAAAACUCAUUUAGCUGACCAGUUGCAUGUCAGGGUGAACUGUUUCCAUGGGGAUGAGGUUUUUUUUUUUUGAAGCAUUGAUCAAUGCAAUUUGUGUUAGUGUAGUUUUCUGUUUAAAUGGUUUCAUCCUGAAUCAGUUUUGAGCACUAGUUAGGCCCCUCAGAAAAAAAACAAGGCCCCCACCAAAGUGAAAGGAAAUAGCCCAAGUUGAAGUUAAAGGGGGGGAAAAAAUUUGUGCCUACAGGCACCAGUGAAAGUUGAAGAUGGGUACCAGACCUUUGUGACAUGGUUAUCAUCGAAGUUAUACCGUACACAAUGCUGUUGGGCGGAAAGUGGGGCGUCCAACUAAACUGGGCGGGCACCAUUCCUGUCGGUAAUAUUAUAUGGGUACAGCCCUGGCAUAUACGUGCGUAUUCUGUCCAAAAAAGGAACGAUUCUUUGUACAAAUGAAUGAGUUAUGUAAUAAUUUAAUCUGUAUUCGGGUAUUGUACAGAAGGAGGGUCAAAAACGGAAGAAGUUGACCACGCCAGUGCUGUGUACACGAUGAUAACAAUAAUUAAUGAAUGACUAUUUAUUUUUCGCUGUAUUUAUUCAAAUGAACUCAGAAGCAACGGACACAAUAGGAGAAAGUGCUGCCGAACUUACUGUCACAAAUAUUGUGAGAGUAAGGGAAAAAAAACCUGAAAUUCACAUACUAGAAUUUGCACUGCAUAUCACACAAAAAAUUAAAAGUAGAAAAAAGAAAACUGUUUUAAUGUCUGUUUAUUCCAACCAGCAGUUUCCAAGGUGCUAACGGUCUUUGUCUGCAACUCAUUAAUAUUGUCAGUGUAAUCAAAGGAACUAAAUUAUCGUAGACUCUUUUUGUUUUAAACUUCUUGCUCUUUUUGAAAGCCAAAAAAAAAAAAAGCCAACUGCUGGUGAUGCAAGUAUUAUUUCCAAUGCAUCGUGUGUGACACUGUAACGUGCAAUCAUGGAGAUUGGGAGAUAAACAUCUCCAAAACUCUGCUAAAGUAAUUGACACAUUUUUGGUCGACAAGAUUUUCAUAGGUCAAAAGUGUGUACUUUAUUACGUAUUUCAAACUGUUUUUUAAUGUUCUGUUGGUUUUCAUAGUAUCAUUUGUCACAUUCUUCACUUUUUCCAGGUAACAACAAAAGCAGAGUAAGCCUUGACAUUUCAGGUUUUUACAAAUUUGCCUUCAUGUACGAGACAGUUUCUAGUAGACUAUUUAUAAAUGUGAAGUAAGCAAUUGCAUUCUCUGUUUUUAAUUUUCGGGGCAAUUUUGGCAAGCAUAACAUUUUAUUUUCAAUUCGAAUUUUUUAAAACAUUGGACAUGGUCUGUCAUUUUUCUGAAUCAACAUUUCUGAAGGCAAUAUUGUAAUGAUCGCAUUGAACUGUUCAAUUUUGUACAUUACCGACUUGAAAUCAUGUGUUUGGAAGACUAAAAACUGUUGUACAUGUAGAGAACGUUCUGUUUUUCAUUUUGAAACUCGUCAUUGGCACAUUGGAGGAGUAUGUUAACCAUUUAUGUGACGCAUGUCAACAUAUCGACAUGUCGGUGGAUGUCUCUCUUGUCAGAUUGCAUUUUUGCUGUUUUUUACGUGUUGACAAUUAAGUGCUCAACUGUUGUGUCCAUUUUUUUUAAAAAGGAUAAAAUAUUUGUUUAAAAUUGUGUUAUUGUAUCAAACUGUAUGCCAAACCAUUUUUUUGUCUCACUUUAAUAUUAAACACCGUUUUUUGCAAAUUUUUGAGACUCAA
This is a messenger RNA of Acanthaster planci (crown-of-thorns starfish), 6014 nucleotides long. Its product is annotated as protein gustavus-like. Gene Ontology annotation, biological process: proteasome-mediated ubiquitin-dependent protein catabolic process; intracellular signal transduction. Lineage: Eukaryota; Metazoa; Echinodermata; Asteroidea; Valvatida; Acanthasteridae. Gene Ontology annotation, cellular component: SCF ubiquitin ligase complex. Gene Ontology annotation, molecular function: protein binding. The record is from RefSeq and is a predicted model, not a curated record.